Colletotrichum destructivum is the source of this 2458-nucleotide messenger RNA. RefSeq lists its product as uncharacterized. The transcript has 3 exons. NCBI's taxonomy places the organism in Eukaryota, Fungi, Ascomycota, Sordariomycetes, Glomerellales, Glomerellaceae. The record is from RefSeq and is a predicted model, not a curated record. Bases 359 to 565 code for a protein of 68 amino acids.
CCCUUCCUGCAGGGCCGUGGCCUCCUCGACGAUCCCUAUCCUGUGCGAUACAGAAGAUUCCCAUUGUCGAGGUUGUGUUUUCGCAUCUCAAAGCCAUGCGAUACCUUCAACACACAACAAUUGCAAUCACCAUGCACCAUGUGGGGCAUCGUGCCUACAACAUGGAGGGGAGUGUAUCUUCACGACGUACGCCGCCGUGUUUCGACUCCCAGCAUCGAUGAGUCUCGGGGCUACCUACAAAUAUGCAACACAGACAGCUUUGUCUGGACCUUUCAACAUGCUUGGGCGUUCGUCGGGUUGGUGAGUUGUCAGCUGUCAUUUCUUGUUCCAGGCUUCGAUCUCGAAGACCCACAGGGAUAUGGCCCAAUCUCUAGUCUUUACCGGAAGUACACUGCCAUUCUGCAGUAAACUAGCUCUAACUCAUAACUUGUUUUCCUCAAUAGCAAAUUGCCUUGUGGCUUCGGCCCCUUUUCCGUACAGAUCGCUCAAGUGUUCCGAUCGCGGAACCCCCCGCUCAGUCGUCGUCUACAGUAGCAGUUCCAAGGGUCAGAAGAUUUUGAUCUGAAGGCCACACGUGUAUCAACCCUAUCUCAACCAGCAGGUGGGGGAAGGGGUGGUGUGCCGAUUCGGGAACAAGGGCAUAGUAAUACUGCCAGGACCAAAACUUCCCGAGUCCCCUGAGUACAAUACAGGACAUGGCUCGACAAGCGAAGGGCCUGAUCUCAGAACAUGCGCCUUUAAAGUCUGUCGGCUAUCGUCGUGUCCCUUACCAUCGUAACGGUAACGCGCAGCAACCUGCGUGUCGGCUUUCUUGCCCGCUUCUGCUGACGUCGCGAAGCCUCGUUUUCUCCUUCACAAGCUUGUUCUAGGUUCUGACUUACGUCGGCAAUGGCUUAUCUUGUUGGCCGGUUGAAGCAGAGAAUCGGUCACGCCGACACGGCACACCACCGGGCAGGCGGCGGGAAGACGACGAUCCGCGCGCCCGAAAGAAGCUGUGCCCCUGUCCCAACGAGUGUUGGUUGUACAGGUAGGGGGAUACUCAAGGGCAAGAAGCUUGCUAAUCUCUCCCCCUCAUUAUCCGUCCCCCUCAUUAUCCGUUUCCCAGGUUUCAUCCGAAUAGCGCGUGGCAUUUUUGGGCCACCGCGACCCUGAUCGACGACAAGGUGAAAGGGGUCUCUUUCCACCCCGCGUGCGACAGGGGUGUAUGUAAAAGCCACAAACCCGACCAAGGAAUGGGGACUACGUCGGAGCUUGGUCUCCGGCUGAGUGGGACCGCAGUUGGUGGCGGCGACGUCUGGUAGACGCAGAUAUAACAAAUCUUGACGAUUUCUAGUGAGUCGGCAAUAAGAAGGGCAUUCUAGUGUUGAGGAAUUUGCCACGAUGUUCUUGUGGGGGAAAUAACCAACUAUGAGGUGGGGCUGCCUGGGCAGGGACCUCUCCUGAUGAGUAGAGGUUGACCAGAACCCGAGAUAUCGGGUGAGUCCUUUUUCCAUGAGACCCUGGAGGGCCAUAAACUUACUUCGGCAACGGCACACUUCGAUGGGUUUCUUGCUACUGAGAAUGAACACCUUGGCAUAAACAAGAAGCGACUGGCGUAGGAUUAUACGCCAAGGAUAAGGCUAAAGUAUUCUGCCAACGGAGAGGACUCACCGAGCAUCUGACGGCUUCACGCCCACGGCCCACCCAUCGCUUGUGGCGGGCCAUUUUCAACUUGAACCCUGAGAGGGUGGAAUAGUUUUCGCAUCCACGCAAACGACAAUACCAAAAUAACAAAUAGCAGCGAGAAAUAGGCGUACCUAGUCAAAGCGUCGCCUGUUUCCAUUUCUCUCUCUAUGUUUGACGUCUAUGUAUAACAGUACGAUAAUUCUGUUGCUGCAACAAAGACUCAAGACACUCCAAUAUUAUUGUUAUAUCAUAUUGAUUGUACCAAUGGCAGACUUGCACAUUGAUCACUGGCUACAUGCUCUGCUACAGAUUGUGUAGGUGUUUUAAUAGUGUAAACUUGUGGCGUAUGUUGUCCUGCGUCCCCCUACAUUGGACAUAGUUGACCAGACUGUCGCCCUCCUACCCUUUUGUCCAUACUCAAUCCUGAGUUUAAAGUAUGGAGUACGUCUCCGUGAACAAUGCGAAAUGUACAAUGUCUAUAAUACAGCCGAGCUCUGCUGUUCCUUCAGCUGUGGAAAACACGCCGCGUGCUAUGCCUCUCUUGCUACAAGCUUUUCACCGUACCGCACCAAGCCACUCUUUGCACCACUCCAGAACAGAACAGUUUUGGCUAGAAUUUACACCUGACGAAACUCCGCGUCAACUUCUGGUCACAGACACGCAACCAGUCCAAAAUAUCAAACUUGUUUCCCAGUAUAAGCCUGGCAUAUCUUUAACUUCCUUAACACUUCGUCGAUGUCCCACGACACAACCCGGACCACCGUUGAUGUUAUCGUCACAGUGAUAUCCCGGC